This is a messenger RNA of Boeremia exigua, 259 nucleotides long. RefSeq lists its product as uncharacterized. The record is from RefSeq and is a predicted model, not a curated record. Bases 21 to 233 code for a protein of 70 amino acids. The transcript is spliced from 2 exons. NCBI's taxonomy places the organism in Eukaryota, Fungi, Ascomycota, Dothideomycetes, Pleosporales, Didymellaceae.
UAUGGGGGGUGGGUGGGUGGAUGGUGGUGGAUACGGUGGUGCUGUGGUGCUGUCUGGCUGGUGCUGUGGUGCCGCCUGGAGCGAUCCCGUCCUCCCCUGCGCCAUCAAAGACCCGCUUCCCGCGCCUGCCUGCGCCGCCUCGGGGUUUCGGAUUGGGGGGUGGAGGGGAGGGGAGGGGAGUGAAUGCCUCCCAGCUGCCUCGUAGUCUGUGUAGCUUACACUCCGCACAGUAAUGGAGGAAUAAAAAUUCAAUGUAUAC